UCUCCACACAUCUCCAUAUAACGACUGAAGCUGCGCUGUCUUGCCAGCACUGCAGAGCUUCAAGAUGGCGCGGGGGUCAGCCAAGCCUCACCCCGCGCGUCGCCCUCGCCCUGAGGAUGCAACGACCAGCCAUCCGCGUCGCAGCGCCAGGCUGGCGCGCAUCGAUGCAGCCGGGGCUGAGAGCCAAACGCCAACGUCCAAGGAUUUUGGCUGUUCGCCUCCAACGAGCAGCCUGGCCUGCUCCUCGCGCCUGCUAGCGCUGCCGCUCGACCUGCAGCUCGCGAUCCUGUUGCGCCUGCCGCCCAACGACAUCGCGGCCUGCGUGCGGCCCACCUGCCGAGCCUUUGCAGCGCUGCUGCCCGGCCCCCUCUACACCCGCGUGCUCCUGAGCCAGCCCGUCAACCCAGCCGAAUUCCGCUGGGCACUGUACAGGGGCCGACUCGGCGCACAUGUGUUCAAUCCAUCACCCUCACCCGCAGCUUCACCCUCACGCUCACCACGCCAUUUGCCACCACCACCUGCAUCAGCGCCAAACGCAGCAGCAAUGCAAGACGCGGCAGCAGUGCCAGACGCGGCAGCAGCAGCAACAGUGUCAGCUCCGGGGGGCUCGGCAACAGCAGAAGCAGCGGCAGCGGCCCCGCAGCCCCGCGCCCCAGCCCCUCCUACUCCCCCCCGUUCUCCACCACCGCCUUCUCCACCUCCACCUCCUCGGCCUCCGCCUCCACCUCCCGGCCUUGACGGAUUGACACACGACGAGAAGACGCAGCUGAGCUCGUUGCUGGCCGGCGCGGGUGUGCUCGCUAACCUCGUGGCCCUCCACAGCUUCCGACCCAGAUCGGCGGCAGCUAUGGAGGCGGCGGUGGCGGCAAGGCGGGAGAAGGGGGGAGCAGCGGCGGCGGGGGCAUCAGCGGGCGGUGAGGCUGGAGGCGGCAGGAAGCGGCAGCGGGCGGAGGAGCAGGCGGGGGAAGGAGGAGGAGGAGGCGGGCGCGAGCGCGGCCGCGGCGGCGCAGCCGCCGCGGCAGCGGGAGCUGCCGCGGCCGCAGGCGCGCUGCCUGCGGGGCCGGGGGCAGACGUGCAAGCGGAUAUUGCGGAGGCGACCGCGGCGAUGGUCAUGGCUGGCUGGGAUCUGCAGGUCGGCAGCGGCGGCAGUAGCGGCGGCGGCGGCGGCGGCGGCGGCUCUGCUGCGGACGGCGACGGCUGCCCCAUGAACUGCUCCACGCCGCGCGCCGCCGCCGCCGCCUCCCGGCUGCACGUGCUGCGCUGGCUGGACGGCGUGGGCGCGUGCAUGUGCUGCGUGCGCGUGCAGACGGCGGUGGGGGCGUGCGGCAGCGAGGAGGUGUUCAGGUGGUACGCCGCCCACGCGGACGCGCACGCGCCCACGCUGUUCGCGGCGGCGUGCGCCGACUCGCACGACACACGCCGCGCAGCCAAGAUGCAGCUGCUGCUGGACAGGCACGGGCACGAGGUGGCCACGCGGCGCGCGCUCACCAACGCCGCCGCCCGCGGCGACGUCGCCACCAUGGCCCUCCUGCACUCCACACACGGCGUAGGGCUGGACGGAUCCGCGCUGACCGCCGCCGCCGCCGCCGGCCACGCCGCCGCCGUUGACUGGCUCCUGUCGCGGCCGGCGGCGCCGCCAGUUGGGCUGCUGGCGCUGGCGGCGGCGGCGGAGACGGGGCGGGUGGCCCUGCUUCGGCGGUUGGCGGAUCGGUUGGGACGGCCGCUGCCGCCCCUGUGGCGUGGGCAGCUGUUGUGCUCGGCGGCGGCGCGGGGCGCGGCGGGCAGCGUGAGGUGGCUGCUGGCGGCGGGCGGCUGGCGGCGGCAGUACGGCGGCGGCGGCGGCGGUGGCGGCGUGGGUGUGGGGGAGGGGGAGGGGGAUGGCGCGGCGCAGCGGCAUGCGGCGGCGGCUGAGGGGGAGGGGGCGGCGGCGGCGGAGGAGGAGGGGGAGGGGGAAGAGGAGGAGGUGGCUGGGUGGGGUUUGCCAGCGAUGCCGGAGGGCGGGCACGGCGAGGCGGGGGCCGGCGGCGGCGGCGGCGGUGAUGGCGGCGGCGGCGGCGGCGGCGGUAAUGGCGGCGGCUGGGUGGAUGUGGCGGCUGAGUUGGCAGUGGCGUCGCAGGAGGCGCUGGAGGAGGCGGCGGUGGGGGGGCACUGCCAGGUGAUGCGGCUGCUGCUGCAGGCGGGCCUGGCCGCGCCCACCGCCCGGGUCAUGGAGUACGCCGCGGAGGCGGGCAGCACGCGCUGCAUGCAGCUACUGCUGGUGGCGGCCAUGCGGCGGGAGGCUGCUACUGCCGCCGCCGCCGCCACAGCCGCCGCCACGGCCGGCGCUGCAGCGGCUGUAGCAGCCUCGGGUGCAGAAGCAGCAGCGGCUGUAGCAGCGGCGGCGGCGGGGCCGCAGGCGUCGCCGGCGGCCGCGGCGGCGGCGGCGGCGGCGGCGGCGGCGGCAGACGCUGCAGAGGCGGCCGCUUACGCGGACGGCCGUGCCUCAUUCGUGAGGGCUGUAGCCGCAUCGCCAGCGGCGCGGGCGCUGCUACAGCCGGCGGCCUACGUGGCGGCGGCUCAAAGCUGUAGCAGCCCUGACCCGCAUGACGGACACGGGGCCCGCCAGACCGGCUACAGCUUCAGCUCACGUGAUCUCACAGCCUACGCGCUCGGCGGCGGCGUGAUGCCGACCCUGAUCGGCCGGACCCACGACAGCGGCAGUAGCAGCGGUGGUAACGGUGGCAGUAGCAAUGGCGGCAGCGGCAGUGGCGGCGCCGGGGGCGGGGAGGGCGGCGCGGGCUCUGAGAAUGGCGGCGGUGCCGGCGGCGGCGAGGGUGGCGGUGGUGUGGUGCGGCCGAGGAGCCGCUUCAUUUGCUGGGAUGACGCCGACGAAGCCGGCGGCGGCGGCCUCGGCGGCGCCCCUGACAAUAGCGCAGCAGCGGCGGCGGCAGCGGAGCCGACGUUGGAGGCGGCUGGGACCGCUGCCUCGGAGGCAGCAGAAGCAGCAGCAGCAGAGGCCGGGGCGCCGCCACAGCGCAAGCGCCGCCGGGCCGGGGCGGGGACCGGGACGGCGGCGGCGGCGGCAGCGGCUGACGCCGCUGCCUCCGAGGCGGCGGCGUAUGCGGCGGCGGCGGCGCUGGGCAGCCGCAGCCACCGGUGUCUGGCGCCGCUGCAGCUGCUGGCGGCGGUGGGCUGCCCGCGCGGCGGCGAGGAGGAGCAGCAGGAGGCCACGGUGGCGGCGGCGCUGGUUGGCAGCGGCACGCGUCUGGGCUGGCUGCGGCGGCGCGGCUGGGCGUGGGGGCCGGCGGCGCUGGCGGCGGCCGCCAACAGCGGCUGUGUGGCGCUGGUGGAGUGGAUGGCGGCGCAGGGCUGCCCGCUGGGCCGCCGCGGCGAGGCCUACCUGGCCGCCGGCGCCAACUCUGACUUCGCACUGCUCGCGGCCCUUCGACGACUGGGCUGCCCCUUCGCCGCCGACACCCUGACACGCGCCGUACACGGCGCAUGGGGAGAGCCGUCGUACGGCGGCGGUGGUGGCGGCGGCGGCGUGGCGGGCGGCGCGGGUUCGUACUCGGCUUUGGCGGCGGUCACGGGAGGCGCUAUGGCGGUGCGGUGUCGUCUGGAGGUGCUGCAGUGGAUGGUGGCGCGGGGGUGUCCGGCGCCGGCGCAGGCGCUCCGGGUCGCGCGGGACUACUCGCGCCCGGAUGUGGCGGCGUGGCUGCGGCGCAUAGGUGUGUCGCGAUGAUAACUGAGAUGGCGGAGCUCAUUGUGGAUACGAGCAGUAAUAUGCCGUACCGUAGUAAGUAAUACGUGAGAGGCGUGUAAGGCUUGGAACAAGUGUGAAGCAGCACCGGAGAGAGGGCGGCAAUGUCAGCAGAUAAGACGGAAAGGCAUUGUAUGUGUGGCAUGAAGCAUCAGCGCAGGGGCUCCGUUGCGUCGCAUAGUCAUUAGCAGAUUGCUUGCCGGGUUAAAUUGCUUGCCGGGUUGAAUUGCCGCAUGGUUUGUGGUGCAUGGGGCAUGCUGCGUAGUGCCAAAACUUGUUGUGUCCUACAGCGCGUUGGGAGCGUCUUCACGCGGACGCGGCGUCAGAAUGAGGAGUUUAGCUGGUUGAGUUGACGCGCACGAGGCAUUAGCUGGCAUGAGACAUCGAAUAGGCAUUUGGCAAUAUUUUGGCAUAGACCGUGUGUAGCUCGUCAGUGUGUGCUGCAGUGCUGCUUGCCAGGGUGAAUAAGCGUGGUGAAUAAGUGACUCCCACUCCAAUGUGAUGUAUGGGCACGCAUGCCUGUGGAUGAGGCGUGGCAGGCACUGAGCAGCCACUGCCUCUGCCGCUACGGCCUCUGCCGCUACGACCUCUGCCGUCCUGCAGUCGGGUUGUGGGGCUGUCUGUGCCUGUAAUGGCUGUUAACG
Molecule: messenger RNA, 4383 nt
Organism: Chlamydomonas reinhardtii
Lineage: Eukaryota; Viridiplantae; Chlorophyta; Chlorophyceae; Chlamydomonadales; Chlamydomonadaceae
Exons: 7
Coding region: 65-3721 (1218 amino acids)
Molecular function (GO): protein binding
Source: RefSeq, a predicted model, not a curated record